This is a messenger RNA of Spodoptera frugiperda (fall armyworm), 2149 nucleotides long. RefSeq names its product meiosis-specific nuclear structural protein 1. The transcript is spliced from 9 exons. The coding region runs from base 134 to 1639 and encodes 501 amino acids. NCBI's taxonomy places the organism in Eukaryota, Metazoa, Arthropoda, Insecta, Lepidoptera, Noctuidae. The record is from RefSeq and is a predicted model, not a curated record.
ACAAUAUUGACAUUUGAUUUGACUGAAUGUUUCCAAUUUUGAAUUUUGUUGAGCGUUUGUUUGUUUAUAGCUUCUUCUAUAAUAAAUAUUUGUUAAUUUUGGUUUAUUUGGGGUAUUUAUUUACUAAGAAAUCAUGGAGCCACGGACGGAGCUUCAGAAGAAUGCCAUGGCAGAGGCCCGUCGGCACGAGCUGAGCGUAUACCAGCGUGCUCUGGACAUGCAAUGGUUGGACAGCCGCAUGGCAGACGGUCGCAUGGGCCGCUGCCUGGCGCUCAUUCAACGGGAAGCUGAGAUGGAGAGAGAGUUUCAAGAAAGAACUGACCAUGCAGCCAUUGUAAAUGCCAGAGCUGAAAAAGAAACAAAACUUGGCACAGAAGUGGCAAAUGUUCGUCGUCAAGAAGUCUGCCAACUGUUGCGGCGUCAUUACUUGCGAGAGAGAGACCCGAGCCUCAGGGACCUGGCUCGGAAACUACAAGCCGGAUAUGUCUGCAGAGAUAUACAGCAGCAAAUUAUACAUAAUGAGUACAAAAGGUUGCAGGAAAAGGCAGAAGAAAUGCGAGCCAACAACAUACUGCUGAAUGCUCUGGCUGAUGACAAGGACGCAAUGGCCCAGGAGGAGAAACAAAAGAUGGAGCGCACUUCACAGUACUGUAAGGAGUUACAACAGCAGUUGGUGAACAGGCAGCUGCAGAAACAAUGCCAGUAUGAAGACUCCUUGAUUGAGAAGAAGAUGCUCGAAGAUAUUAUGAGGACUAUUUCUGAUGAGGAUAUGAGGGAACUGCAACAAAAGCGUGCCAUUACUGAGAAGAUGCGACAUGAGAUGAAGACGUUCCUCCAAGCUCGCAAUGCUUGGAAGGAGAAACAGAAGCAAAUGGUCAUCCAGGAGGAGAAGAAUAUUGAGGAGCAGAACAAGAUGGUUUCUGACAGGAGUUCUGCUAUUUUAGCAGCACGCGAGGAAAGAAUGCGUAAGAAAGAAGAAUUCACCGAAAUAAUGUCUGCGAAAAUAUUGGCUGACGAGGCGGAACGUAACGACCGUACAAACAUAAUAAAACUGCUGCAAGAACAAGAGUACUUGGAGAAGAACUUCCAGGACGAUAUAGCGGAGCGGGAGAAGGCGGAGCGCGUCCGCCAGGACACGUACAACGCGCUCACCAAGCAGAUGGAGGACCGACGCCGGCGGGAGAGUGACAGGAAGAAACGGGAGGCUGAGUUUAGGAAGAAGGUGGAAGCCAACCUCGAGGCAGACUUGGCGAAGGAGCGCGAGGUGCACCAGAAGAAGAAAGAGAAGGGCCAGCUCUACUCACAGGAGCUACGGAAGCAGAUCGAGGCUAAUGCUAUAAAGAAGAAACGUGACGACGAGCUGGAGGAACAACGAGCUAUCUACGUGAGGGAGUAUGAUAAGAAGUGGCGUGAAGAAGUAUCAAAGGAACGUGAGAAAAUGAUAGCGGAGCACGUGCCGGGGCUGCUGGGGUACGUGACGGCCGGUACCCUGCUACACGCCGACCUGCCCGCGCUCAAGGAGGGGGCCAAAGCACGACCAGACCUCGCGCACCUCGACAUCGACCACAUGGCCACCUCUAAGCGACCACAGCGCUUUAUUAAGUGCAACCCGCAAUGUAGGGUGCUUAGGGAGUUUUAGAAGGAAUUACUUCCUUAUUUCAUAUUAUUUUCUACUCAAAGGUUCAAUUACUCAAAUUAUUUUCAUCAGUCGCUCGACUGCUGAAAAAAGACGUCCUCCGCUAACCAAGGCUCGGAACCGGUUUAAAAAAUACCGGUUAAUACCGGUUUAUAUCGGUUUUCCUCCGAACUUUUCUUAAGAACGUGAACAUUAAAGAACUUUAUUUUAACCUAAAUUAACCGGUUUAUUCGACGAGAGGGGCAUGUCGGUACACGCGUUGAAAUAUUAUUAUUGAAAUAAGCUGAACAGCGCGCGGCGUUUCUUUGAUGUGCGUCGUAUUAACCGGUUUUUAUUGCUCUAAACCGGUUAAUCCGAAAAAACCUUUAUGAAAAUACUGUUCCAAAUACCGGUUUAAAAAACCGGUUUCGCGAACGAAACCCAAUGUAAAGGUUUUGCGUACAAGUACAUAAUAACGGUUUGAAAAUUUAACCGGUAUCCGAGCCUUGCCGCUAACACUGGUCACUUUGCGCC